AUGAGUGCGAGAAAGGGAUUGGUGUUGGUGAUGGCUCUAUGCUUCACCUCUGCUGCAUAUGCGGCAAGGUUUGACAUCACAAACCGCUGCCCCUACACUGUGUGGGCCGCGUCUGUGCCGGUUGGCGGUGGCAGGCAGUUAAACUCUGGCCAAUCUUGGUCCGUUGACGUGCCCGCAGGAACCAAGGCGGCCCGCAUUUGGGCCCGAACCGGAUGCAACUUCGACGGGUCGGGGCGCGGUAGAUGCCAGACUGGUGACUGCGGUGGUGUACUGGAGUGCAGAGCAUACGGUGUACCUCCGAACACCCUAGCGGAAUACGCGCUGAACCAGUUCAGCAAUUUGGACUUUAUCGACAUUUCCCUGGUGGACGGUUUCAACGUUCCGAUGGAGUUUAGUCCAACGUCGGGUGGAUGCACACGUGUCAUACGAUGCACUGCGGACAUUAAGGGACAGUGUCCCGCUGAGCUCAAGACCGAAGGUGGUUGCAACAACCCUUGCACUGUCUACAAAACGAACCAGUACUGUUGCACUUCCGGAAGCUGUGGCCCCACUCCUCUCUCCCAAUUCUUCAAGCAGCGAUGCCCCGAUGCUUACAGUUAUCCCCAGGAUGACAAGACAAGCUUAUUCACUUGUCCCGGUGGAACCAACUACAAAGUUAUCUUCUGUCCUUGA
This is a messenger RNA of Sphenostylis stenocarpa, 672 nucleotides long. The record is from the annotation of a GenBank genome assembly. Lineage: Eukaryota; Viridiplantae; Streptophyta; Magnoliopsida; Fabales; Fabaceae.